AUAGCAGAUAUGGGCGUUGGUGGAAACUUUUGGGAUUUAUUUAAACCCUACGCGCGAAACGAAGGUUUUGAUUUCCUGAGGAACAAGAGGGUAGCGGUUGAUCUCUCUUUCUGGAUCGUUCAACACGAGACUGCCAUUGGACAUAAUGCUAGAAAUCCCCAUCUCAGAGUGACUUUCUUCAGAACCAUUAAUCUAUUUUCCAAGCUUGGAGCGUUUCCGGUCUUUGUUGUUGACGGGAUUCCUUCUCCUUUGAAGUCACGGGCGAGGAUCGAGCGCUUCUACCGUUCAUCUGGUGUUGAUGUAACGGGUACUUUGAAUUCAAACGAAGGCGUUUCUGUUGAAAGGAAUCGGGCUUUCACGAAAUGCGUUCGGGAAUGCGCGGAACUACUUGAACUCUUUGGAAUGCCGGUGCUAACAGCAAAAUCUGAAGCUGAAGCACUUUGUGCUCAAUUAAAUGGUGCUGGUCAUGUAGAUGCUUGUAUCACGGCUGACAGUGAUGCUUUCCUCUUUGGGGCCAAAUGUGUGAUAAAAAGCGUGCGACCAAACUCCACAGAACCGUUUGAAUGCUACUACAUGUCAGACAUUGAAGCUAGUCUUGGGUUGAAGAGGAAACACUUGGUAGCCAUAUCUCUUUUGGUUGGAAAUGACCAUGAUCUAAAUGGGGUGCAAGGAAUUGGGCUUGACACAGCUCUACGCUUUGUCCGGAUGUUUCCAGAGGAUGAGAUUUUGAGCAGGCUCUAUGAAAUAGGCAAUGGGGAGAUACCAUUGUUUCAGGAUGGUGAUAAAUCUACUGGUGAUUGCUCUGGAUCAAGUAUGAAUGGGAGCUCUCGUAAGAUGAAUUCUCCUCAUUGUUCAUUGUGUGGGCACCCAGGCAGCAAAAGAGCUCAUCUCAAGCUUGCUUGUGAGUAUUGCAGUGCUGCUGGUAAUAUAAAUUGCAUGCAAAAGCCAGUGGGGUUCAAAUGUGAAUGCUCUUCUUGUGAUAUGGGUCGGGAAAGUAAGGAACUGAAGAAACAUGAAAAUUGGCAAAUCAAAGUUUGUAGAAAAAUUGCCAUGAAGCAGAAUUUUCCUAACAAUGAGAUGAUUGAAAUGUAUUUAAGUGACCAGCAUGGAAGUUUCACAGAUAAUGAUGGCUUUUCUCUAUUGUGGGAAAACCCCAGGACAGAGACACUAGUUGAUUUCCUAGUUUACCACCAACAGUGGAAGCCGUCCUACAUACGGCAGAGGAUGCUUCCAAUGCUAUCCACUAUUUUCUUGAGAGAAAUGGCAUCAAAUCCAACAGAAGGCUGCUUGUUGUAUGGACAAUAUGAAUUCAAUUCUAUUCAACGUGAGAAGAGAAGAUAUGGCCAACUAUUUUAUGUGGUCAAAUGGAAGAAAGCCAACACUGAUGUGGGUAGUGGUAUCCAUAUGGUCCCAACUGAACAGUCUUUUCUACAGACAAGAGAGUUGGUUGGAGUGAGUGAGUCUGUUGAGGAUGAGCCUGAUGUCCCAGAGAUCCUGGUUGCUGAUGACUGCUGGUUUCUGUUGACUGAUGAAAAUAUGGAGCUUGUUCAGGCAGCAUUUCCAGAAAAAGUUGAUAAUUUUUUGCUGGAAAAGGCAGUGAAAGAGUCAAAAUCACAGAAGAAGAAAUCCAGCUUGAAUUCUGGUGGAACUAAGGGAAAAGGUGAAUCAAAAGCAAGUGGUGUUCAGCUCAGUAUUACUGAGUUUUACCGUUCAGCAAAAGUGCAAGUCCAAUCAAAACAAGGGGAAGAUCCAUCGAAGAAUUCCGAAAACAGGGCAGAAAUUUUUGAAGGGAAGAGAAAUAUGCGUAGCCCUAACUUAUCGAAGGCAGUAAGGCGUCGCCUGCUCUUAUAGGUCAUGACCCUUAAUAUAUGUAGCCAACAUUUUUUCAC
Molecule: messenger RNA, 1889 nt
Organism: Telopea speciosissima
Lineage: Eukaryota; Viridiplantae; Streptophyta; Magnoliopsida; Proteales; Proteaceae
Product: flap endonuclease GEN-like 1
Exons: 8
Coding region: 10-1851 (613 amino acids)
Biological process (GO): pollen development
Molecular function (GO): 5'-flap endonuclease activity
Source: RefSeq, a predicted model, not a curated record